This is a messenger RNA of Saccharomyces eubayanus, 1611 nucleotides long. It is a transcript of the gene EKI1, whose product is annotated as bifunctional choline kinase/ethanolamine kinase EKI1. The record is from RefSeq and is a predicted model, not a curated record. Bases 1 to 1611 code for a protein of 536 amino acids. Gene Ontology annotation, molecular function: choline kinase activity; ethanolamine kinase activity. The transcript has a single exon. Gene Ontology annotation, biological process: phosphatidylcholine biosynthetic process; phosphatidylethanolamine biosynthetic process. NCBI's taxonomy places the organism in Eukaryota, Fungi, Ascomycota, Saccharomycetes, Saccharomycetales, Saccharomycetaceae. Gene Ontology annotation, cellular component: cytoplasm.
AUGUAUAGCAAUUAUUCACUUGCGAGCAACGACGCAAUGACCCGAGCUUACCUGGUUGGCACAGCCUCACCCAAAAGAUCCAAGAAAAAGCACCAGCAAGCAAGGUAUAGCAAAUCGCCAAAAAGGGCGACCCAUCUCAUCAAUGCUGAUAAUAUUUCAGUACUCGAGUAUAAGAAUGAAUUGUCGACAAUUUCCUCUAAUGGAGAUGAUGACAUGGCUUCAGGCUCGUGGAAUUCACAAGCUCCUAACGAUUUUAUCAAAUUAGCAUACGUAAACGCAAAGCUAGACCCAUCAUUAUCAUCAGAAUAUUUUAAGCAAGACAUUAUAAACAUCCUCCAGAGUUUAGAAAUCCAUGGGUGGUCCAUUAACGAGCCUGGAUCUUCGUUGAACAGAGAUUUAUUAACUUUGACGAAGAUCAAAGGUGCUCUCACAAACGUCAUUUAUAAGAUCCAUUAUCCAAACUUGCCCCCUUUAUUGAUGAGGAUAUUUGGUGACAACGUGGAUUCUGUUAUUGAUAGAGAGUAUGAGUUGAAGAUUAUUUCAAGAUUGUCAUUUUAUAACUUAGGUCCUAAGUUAGAAGGAUAUUUCCAAAAUGGUAGAUUUGAAAAAUAUAUUGAAGGCUCAAGAACAUCAACACAAGCUGACUUUAUAGACCGGGAUACUUCAAUGAAAAUUGCUAGAAAGUUUAAAGAAUUACAUUGUACCAUUCCUCUAACACCUACCGAGAGAUCUGAUGAACCAUCGUGUUGGAAGACUUUUGAUCAAUGGAUCAAGUUGAUAGAUACACAUAAAGAAUGGGUCAGUGAUAAAGAGAGUAUAAUUGAAAAUCUACGUUGUUCGAGUUGGGAAUUUUUUUUAAAGAGUUUUAAAAGUUAUAAACAUUGGUUAUAUAAUGAUUCCACCUUUACAUCGAAACUAUUAAGAGGAGACGAUAAAGAUUGUAUGAUAAAUACUGGCUUAAAGAUGGUAUUCUGUCAUAACGACUUACAGCAUGGAAACCUACUAUUUACCAACAAGGACGGUGACAAGGUCUCGAUGAAUGAUCUAACAAUUAUAGAUUUUGAGUACGCAAGCGCUAACCCCGUUGUUUUUGAUUUAUCAAACCAUUUGAAUGAGUGGAUGCAAGAUUAUAACGAUAUACAUUCGUUCAAAUCACAUGUUGAUAAGUACCCAAAGCAAGAUGAUAUUUUAGUUUUCGCCCAGAAUUAUAUAAACCACAUGAAUGAUGAACAUGUGGAAAUUGAUUCACAAGCUGUUAAGACCCUCUAUAACCUCAUCAUAGAGUGGAGACCUUGUGCACAACUAUUUUGGUGUCUUUGGGCUCUCUUGCAAAGCGGUAAGCUUUCCCCUCAACCACCAAUAAAAGACAAGCAUUUGAUCCACGAAAAAAAAGUACCGUACCGUGAAUCUUGUAUUGUUACAGGUGAUAAUGACGAAGUUAAAGAAGACGGUAGUUACGAUGAUUGCCAAGAUGACUCGUUUAACUAUUUAGGGUUUUGUAAAGAAAAGAUGUCUGUUUUUUGGGGCGACUUAAUUACGAUGGGGAUUAUCAGCAAAGACUGUGCAGAUGUAGGAAAGACUGACUACUUAGAUACAAAGUUUCUGCUUUAG